[Torrubiella] hemipterigena is the source of this 727-nucleotide messenger RNA. Lineage: Eukaryota; Fungi; Ascomycota; Sordariomycetes; Hypocreales; Clavicipitaceae. The record is from the annotation of a GenBank genome assembly.
UUUGGACCGCAUCUGCUUCGUGCCAUUUGCUUCCAAAGCUUCGUAGGAGCAUCAAUCAGUUUCGUCGCGGUCGCGUUGCAUAACCGCAGGCAAACACAAUUUUUAGAAACAAGAGCAGAAUUUUACACAGGCUCACAAUUCAUCAGCCAACAUGUCUGGAAACAAACAAGGCAAGAUGGCCGGUUACAUCAACUGGCGCAUGAAGGUGACGUUGAAUGAUGGGCGACAGAUGACAGGCCAGAUGUUGGCAUUCGACAAGCACAUGAACCUCGUUCUCGCCGAUACCGAAGAAUUCCGUCGUGUCAAGCGCAGGGGCGACAAGGGCAGCCAAGUCGAGACAGAAGAGAAGAGAACACUCGGCCUCGCCAUUGUCCGUGGCGCAUAUAUCGUUUCGCUGUCGGUUGAAUCACCACCUCCAGCAGACCCAAGCGCACGUCUUGGCAAGAGUGCGCCAGGCGGCAUAGCCUCUGCUCUCAGCGCCGGUCCGGGCGUCGCAAAGCCCGCUGGUCGUGGCGCACCUGCUCCAUCAUUAGCAGGACCUGCGCCUGGCCUUGGUGGAGGCGCUCCCCCUCCAGGUUUUCCUGGAUUCCCUGGCGGUCGCGGUGCUCCUCCUCCUGGCUUCCCUGGAGGUUUCGCUCCCCCUCCCGGUUUCCCCGGCGGUGCUGGCUUUGCCCCUCCUGGCUUCCCUGGCGCCCCUCCUGGAUUCAACCCCCCUCCUCGACGAUAG